AUGGGUGUCCCCUUCGAGGCUCUCCUUCCCUUCGGCAUCAUCAUCGGAUCGUUCACUGUCGGCGGUGCCGGCUUGUGGGCUAUCCGGAGAUGGGACAACGAGGGCAAGAUGCCGCGGUGGAACAAGGAUAAGUGGGAUAGACAAAGUAUCGAGCUAACUCUCGACACCCCCCGCCUACCAGUGAUGGAGAGAGACCUGAGAAUCACGGGCACGAAACGAGGACAAUCGAGCAACCCGGAAGCUCCCAAGGGAUUCGAGCUCAGCAACCCCUGGAAGAUCGAGAAACGGAUUUUCUAG
Aspergillus welwitschiae is the source of this 297-nucleotide messenger RNA. RefSeq names its product NADH dehydrogenase [ubiquinone] 1 alpha subcomplex subunit 1. Lineage: Eukaryota; Fungi; Ascomycota; Eurotiomycetes; Eurotiales; Aspergillaceae. The transcript is spliced from 5 exons. The coding region runs from base 1 to 297 and encodes 98 amino acids. The record is from RefSeq and is a predicted model, not a curated record.